CGCUGCCGCUCCGCUUCGUCCACUCUUACUGUCAUGCAUUCAACUCCUUUCAUUUCCUCCUCUGCCAGAGUUGUGUGUCUCAGGAGAUCGGUUCCGUGGAGAGGAGUGAGGCUGAUUGUGGAUUGCCGAGUACGGGCCUGAUUGAGACGUCAUGUGGAGUAGCUGCCUGUUCUGAGGUUGACGGGAAAUCAACCCUCUCAAUACUUGGAUGCUUCAAAAAGAGGUUGACGGAAACCCCAGCAGCUAAGAAAUCAGGAGGGUCUUGACUUCACUGGAGGAGUUAUUUAACUGACUUUUAACAUCACCCAGCCAAUCCCAGGUGGAGCAGAUUGCGACGGUUUUACUCACAUACGGCUCGUUGGAAAAAAUGGUCAUUUUCAAAGCAAAUGUCAUCCACAAAUCAGACAUGAACGUAUGUAAUCUAUGUGUGUAUUUAUUUGUGUAAAUCACAUCUGCUGUCAGUCCUUUUUUAUUGGUAGGUUUUACCAUCCACUUUUACGGAAGUUUUGGAACUCACUAUGCUGAUAUUUCAGACCACUGUUGACCCACAGUAUGAGUAACCAUUCCCACUGGUAUUAUCAGCCGUUUUAUGGCCGGUGGCAGCAUAGCUGAAGCUGACGGCAGGAUGCGGCUGUGUAACAGCUCAGAGGCUCUGCUGGGGAACGCCAGCGACAUGGGGCACGGCGACGUGGAGCGGGUCCUCGUCCCAAUACUGGACGCACUGAUUCUGGUGCUGGGAGUUAGCGGACACACCGUGGUGAUGAUGAUCCUGUGUGGAAGGCGGAGGAGCGGCGUGAGACCUGUGGGCCAGUCCCGUCAAAGCACCAUGACGGGAACAGGAACAGACGUCCUGCUGCUGGCCCUGAGCGCCGCCGACCUGCUUUUGCUCUUCAUUCUUCCGUUCCACACCGUCGCCAUAGCCAUGCAGCGGUGGCCGUUCGGAGACGCCAUGUGCCGCCUGGUGAGCUUCUUGGGAUCUGCCUGCUCCUCGGCCAGCGCCUUCACGCUGGCCUUGCUGGCUGCGUCUCGAUAUCUGACUGUGGUGUGGCCUGCCAGGGCCUUCAGCCUCCUCUCCCCUCGCCGUGUGUCCGUAGCUGCUGUGCUCCUGUGGGUCCCGGCCUGCUGCCUGGCGACCCCACAGCUGGUUUUUCGCUUCGUGGGACCCACCCGACGCCAAGCCUCUGGUGGCCUUGCCUGUUAUUCUUUCCACAGUGACCAGUUCAUCUAUGGAUUGUUUCACUUCCUUCUGGCCUUCUUGCUUCCGUUGGUCAUCAUUGCGGUGGCCUACGGCAGCAUCUACAUGUUCCUCGGGGGGAGGCAACGGGCCGGCAGUGCUCCCCAAGUAGAGCGCUACCACAGCAAAGUGACCCAGACGUCGGCCAUGCUGGUGCUGGCUUUUACCCUAUGCUGGCUGCCCUCCUACGGACUGACACUCGCCUUAUUGGUGGAUGACCGCUCAGGGGCCACUGGUGCGUCGCCACGUUUCGGCCCCUUCAGUGUAUUUGCACGCCUCUUGGCGGCCUCCUCUAUGGUGAUAAACCCCAUCCUAUAUGUGCUAAUGUCCCAAAAGUUCAGACAAGACCUGCUGAGGCUGUUCAAGAGGGGAGGGCCAAGAGCCAGUGUUGCUGUGGUUGUGGAAGCUGCCUGACAGUAUUACCAUAAACAUCCAGCUUGAUAUGUGACGCACAAAAACUGGAGGAAUGCUAUUUUAUCCUGAAUCCAGAACAAUAAAAAGCUGAGCAGCUUUGUCAGAGGAAAAAAAUGAAAGCACACAAUCAUUACCAUCGAUUUGAAAGGUCUACUUCACAAGCAGAAACAAGGAACAAUACCAACAACAGCAGGCAACAUUCAACAUCUUUGCCUCUUGACAACAUUCAAUGGUUGUCUGGGUAUUGUUCAUCAAAUUGAAGAUCAAACCAGUAGCACUGAGAGGUGCUGCUCCACAGAGAAAGUGGGACAAACGAUCCUGAAUCAUGCCUUCCUUGUAAAACCUAUUAAAGUAAAGCCCUGUGGGUCAAACAUUAACGGUGCACCUGUGUUUUGUUGUGCUGAGAUAAGGUUAUCUGUGAGUCUGAAUGGCUGCUUGUACUGAUCAACAUUCUUUGUGUCUUGUUUGGCCACAGCUUCAGAAUAAAAGCAUGCUGCUUGUGUUCAGUUUGACUGAGAGUGCUUUGGAAAACAGUGGUUUUCUCU
This is a messenger RNA of Pungitius pungitius (ninespine stickleback), 2193 nucleotides long. Its product is annotated as delta-type opioid receptor. Gene Ontology annotation, biological process: positive regulation of cytosolic calcium ion concentration; calcium-mediated signaling; G protein-coupled receptor signaling pathway. NCBI's taxonomy places the organism in Eukaryota, Metazoa, Chordata, Actinopteri, Perciformes, Gasterosteidae. The transcript has a single exon. Bases 590 to 1648 code for a protein of 352 amino acids. Gene Ontology annotation, cellular component: membrane; external side of plasma membrane. Gene Ontology annotation, molecular function: C-C chemokine receptor activity; C-C chemokine binding. The record is from RefSeq and is a predicted model, not a curated record.